Messenger RNA from Lodderomyces parapsilosis, 645 nucleotides. RefSeq lists its product as uncharacterized. The transcript has a single exon. The record is from RefSeq and is a predicted model, not a curated record. NCBI's taxonomy places the organism in Eukaryota, Fungi, Ascomycota, Pichiomycetes, Serinales, Debaryomycetaceae. Gene Ontology annotation, cellular component: membrane; cytoplasm. Bases 1 to 645 code for a protein of 214 amino acids.
AUGUCGCUACCCUUGACAAGAGAGUCAAUAGAGCUCAAUGAUUUAGAGAAAUCGUCUGCAUCUACAGCUUACAAGGUCAAUGACAACUACCACUUACAUCCAAGCUCCAAACAUAUUCUCAAAAGACUAUACUUUGCAUUGAUAAUAGAGGCUACAAUAUCGCUCAGUAUAUACUACCAGUACCAGAAGAUAGCUGAAAUUAACCCAAUGUUGGCUCCAACUCUAUUGGGCUGCUUUUCGGGAGCUCUAGCUCAAUCGAUAAAUCAAUUUUCAAGGAAAAAGUUUAAAUUUAGUAAAAUCAUUGAAUUUAUGAUUUGGGGAAGUAUAAAUGGAUAUUUCACCGUGUCUUGGAUAAACUUGUUGAUGCAGCGAUUUGAAAAUAUUGUGUAUCGAAUUCUUGUUGAUCAAGCUGUAGGGGCGCCAACUUUCCAGUUGAUUUUCAAUAUAUUAAAUGCACUUUGGGACCACGGAGAAGUAUUUACAAAAACUACAAGAAAUGCGUACUUCAAAUCAUUAAAGUAUAGCUAUUGCUACUGGCCAUUUUUCAGUAUUUUCCUGUUUAUGUUUAUACCGCAGGGCAUGAUGUUUCCUUGCAACUGUUUGGCAAAUUUGAUCUGGAAUUUGAUUUUAAGUAGAUUGACAUAA